CUGCCCACCCACGCCAGGCGCGCUCCAUUGGCGGUGAGUUCAGACUCAGGCCUCCUUCGAGACCCUUUCGCUCCGCAUGUCGCCCACUUCCGACCCUCUCCCCGUCAGGGGGCGGGAAAGAGCAGGGCCUUCCUCCAACUGCGGGGCGCCCCUCUCCCCCACCCUGCCCUUCCCCCAGCCCUGCAGCCCGAGUGUAAAUGUCCAAACGCGCCCUCUCUGCGUUCCGUGUCCCCCUCUGGGGUAGGGGUCGGAUUAGGGGUCGCGCUGGUGGCCUGGCAGCCUCCUCUGCGGUGGGAGGGGGAAAGGAGGGGUUGGGCGAUUGAGGUGGACCUCAAGACAGGGCAGCCGUGACCCCGCAGGAGCAUGGCCCAGGAGGAGGCUGGGAGCCUGCCCGAGGUGCUGGCACGUGUAGGGGCUGCUCAUGGCAUCCCCGACCUGGCCCAGAAGCUCCGCUUCUAUGACCGCUGGGCUCCGGAUUACGACCAGGAUGUGGCCACCCUGCAGUACCGCGCCCCCCGCCUUGCAGUGGACUGCCUCACACAAGCCUUUCCAGGCCUGCCCCACAGUGCCCUGAUCCUGGACGUGGCCUGUGGCACAGGCCUAGUGGCUGCCGAGCUGCAGGCCCGGGGCUUCCUCCAGCUGCAUGGGGCGGAUGGGAGCCCAGAGAUGCUGAACCAGGCCCGGGCCCGCGGCCUCUAUCAGCGCCUCAGCCUCUGCACCCUGGGCCAGGAGCCUCUGCCCAGCCCCGAAGGAACCUUCGACGCGGUGCUGAUCGUCGGUGCUCUCAGUGAUGGCCAGGUGCCCUAUAGUGCGAUACCUGAGCUCCUACGUGUCACCAAGCCAGGUGGGCUGGUGUGUCUGACCACCAGGACCAACUCGUCUAACCUUCAAUACAAGGAGGCUCUGGAGGCCACCUUGGACAGCUUGGAGCAGGCUGGGGCGUGGGAGCGCCUGGUGGCCCUGCCGUGGACCGCUGGGAGCUGGCUACCUCCGAGCUGGAGGUGGUACCUGGCACCUCUGCCAAGGAUGGCUUCAUCUCCGGCAUCGUCUACCUGUACCGAAAGCAGAAGGCAACCCAGGCUGAGGAAGUGAGAUCCAGCCCCUAGCCCCCAGCUGUCCCCUGAUUCUAUGUGGCCUUAGCUGGGCCCUUCUGAUGGGCCUCCUCUGCCUCCCUUGUAAAAUGGGACCGCCAAACCAACCCUGCCCCUCAGAAAUGCCCUGCCUAUUAAAUGAGCUCCCAGAAGGGGCAAAAGGACUCACAGCUCUGCAGUUCUCUAGCCUCAGAAAACCGUGACAUCAGGCAGGGCGCGGUGGCUCACACCUGUAAUCUCA
Sapajus apella (tufted capuchin) is the source of this 1332-nucleotide messenger RNA. It is a transcript of the gene METTL27, whose product is annotated as methyltransferase like 27. NCBI's taxonomy places the organism in Eukaryota, Metazoa, Chordata, Mammalia, Primates, Cebidae. Gene Ontology annotation, molecular function: S-adenosylmethionine-dependent methyltransferase activity. The record is from RefSeq and is a predicted model, not a curated record.